UACAUUAAUAAUGUAAACAAGUUCCACAUUAUAAUGUCCUUAAAGUAUACGUUCACCAAAAUAUCCCACAGACCACAUCAUCAAGCAACAAACCAGCAUCCAAAUCAAAGAGAAAAGGGAAAGUUGCAAAAAAGAGCAAAAUCCAAAUCCAUUGAAAUCACAGUAAAUUGAAACAGCAAAAAAAUCAAGAAGAAUCCAUGGCUGAAACUAAACAAGAACCACCAUCAUCAUCAACCUCCUCUAUGUUUCUCUUAAAACUUAUGAGCAAAAGAAGCACAUGGGUCUUCCUCUUUAUAACAGUCUACACAAUUUUACUAUCACUUUCUUGGAAUUUCCUCAAAUCAGUUCUUUCUUUUUAUGAAUCAACCAUGAAAUUAAACUCCACUUCAGCUUCCUCAGCUUUAUAUGCAUCUCUGGUAUUAGGACUUGCUUUUGGAGUUUUGUCUAUUGUAGCAGCUUUAAUUGUUGUUGUUCCAGCUACACUUGUUACUUGGAUUAGUAUAUUGGUUUUGUUAACAUUUGCAGGAAAAGGGAGAACGGAUUUGGUUAUGGAAGGGAAGAAAUUGACUGGUGAGAUUAGUGGAUUUGUUGUUAGAGUUUUGAUCAGAGAAGGGAAUCUUGUUGCUGCUAUUUGUGCUGUUCUUGCGUAUUUUGCACUUGUUAGAAAGAAUAAAGAGGAGGGUAUUGAUUAUUGAGUUGAAUAAUUGUUUGCAAGAUUUUCAUUCAAUUCAUCGAGCGGCAGGUAGAAUUUUUGCAGAUGAUUGGUAUUGUAAGUAGCAAAGUGGUCUUGCUGUCAUGAUCCAGUGAGAUUUAACUCUUUGUCGCUCUGAUUUGUAAAAAGAAAGAAAAAAAAUCAUUCAAUUCUCUCUUUGUAUGCUAUGAUCUCGAUAUUGACUUUUCUGUACGACACUAACAGUUUAGUCAAGUGUACGGAGAGGGGCUUUGAUUGACUGAAAAUAAUCACAUGAAAGUCGAUUGUUUUGCUUUACAUCUCCCUGUCAAGACAUCUGAGGACCGCGCGGCGUGAUUAUGGGAGAUAUGGGAUUGGUUCAUUCGAAAAUCAGAAAAUGGGAAAGUUUCAGUCUUUGAGCAAAUGGGAAAUUCCUUUAUCUCCUUAAUUAUGAUAAGCUGUUAGAUUAGUUUAAGGGUGUAUGUAAGCAUAAUUAGUUAGAACUGGUAAGUUUGUCUAACAGUAGAAAUCAUAAAUGUUUCUGCAAUGUAUGAUGUAUGUGAUAUAUAAAAUGUAUUUUAUUGUGAUGUUC
Molecule: messenger RNA, 1262 nt
Organism: Lycium barbarum (goji berry)
Lineage: Eukaryota; Viridiplantae; Streptophyta; Magnoliopsida; Solanales; Solanaceae
Exons: 1
Coding region: 198-695 (165 amino acids)
Source: RefSeq, a predicted model, not a curated record